GAGCGGACGGUUCCUACUGCGGCUGGGCACCGGCUCCGCUCCCGCGUCGGCCCGCGCUCCAGCUGCGCCCGGCCUCAUCCCCAGCCCGGCUCGGCCCGGCCCUGGUCUCCGAGCGAAGGCGCCGCUGCCGCCUGCGCCGCUCUCAGGGCCAUGAGGAGGCGGCGGCAGCCACUGCGGCCCGCGUCAAGGUGACCGGCCGGGACUGCGGCGGCGGCGGCAGCGACAAGACCGGGCGUGGCUACUCUUUGGAAAAGACGUGCUGGGGCGGUUUAUCCCAUUGGCCUGGGAUGGUGAAGCACAAUGUGUACUCCUGGACUUCUCCAGACAGGUUAUGUCACCGACAGAGGCUGCCCUGAAGCUCCCUGUGGCCCGGAGACUAUGUACAAGAGGAAUGGUCUGAUGGCUAGCGUGUUGGUCACCUCUGCCACUCCACAGGGCAGCAGCAGCUCCGACUCGCUGGAGGGCCAGAGCUGCGACUAUGCCAGCAAGAGCUACGAUGCCGUUGUCUUCGAUGUCCUGAAAGUGACUCCUGAGGAGUUUGCUAGCCAGAUCACAUUAAUGGACAUACCCGUGUUUAAAGCCAUCCAGCCGGAGGAACUAGCCAGCUGUGGAUGGAGUAAGAAGGAGAAACAUAGUCUCGCCCCAAAUGUUGUGGCCUUUACCCGGAGGUUCAACCAGGUCAGUUUUUGGGUUGUACGAGAAAUUCUAACAGCACAGACUUUAAAAAUAAGGGCAGAAAUCCUGAGCCAUUUUGUGAAAAUAGCCAAGAAACUUCUAGAACUCAACAACCUUCAUUCUCUCAUGUCUGUGGUGUCAGCAUUACAAAGUGCACCCAUCUUCAGGCUGACAAAAACCUGGGCUCUUUUGAAUAGAAAAGACAAGACCACCUUUGAGAAAUUGGACUAUCUGAUGUCUAAAGAAGAUAAUUACAAGCGGACUCGGGACUAUAUCCGAAGCCUGAAGAUGGUUCCCAGUAUUCCUUAUCUAGGGAUCUAUCUUCUGGAUCUAAUCUACAUCGAUUCUGCAUAUCCUGCCUCGGGCAGCAUCAUGGAAAACGAACAAAGAUCCAAUCAGAUGAACAAUAUUCUCCGAAUAAUCGCUGAUUUACAAGUUUCCUGCAGCUAUGAUCACCUCACAACCCUGCCCCAUGUGCAAAAGUACCUGAAGUCCGUACGCUACAUCGAAGAGCUCCAGAAAUUUGUGGAAGACGACAACUACAAACUGUCGCUCAGAAUUGAACCAGGAAGCAGCUCUCCGAGACUAGUCUCUUCCAAAGAAGAUCUUGCAGGCCCCUCCACCAGCUUCAGUGCUGCCAGGUUCAGCCGGCGACCCACCUGUCCUGACGCAUCCGUUGCUGGCAGCCUCCCCACACCCCCCGUCCCGAGACACAGGAAGAGCCACAGCCUGGGCAACAAUAUGAUGUGUCAGUUGAGUGUAGUUGAGAGUAAAAGUGCGACAUUCCCAUCGGAGAAAGCGAGGCACCUGCUGGAUGACAGUGUCCUAGAGUCUCGCAGCCCCCGCAGGGGCCUCGCCCUCACCUCCUCCUCUGCCGUCACCAAUGGACUCUCCCUAGGCAGUAGUGAGAGCUCAGAGUUUAGUGAAGAGAUGUCUUCAGGGCUGGAAAGGGGACGGCUCUAUGCCACGCUGGGGCCCAACUGGCGGGUUCCAGUUCGGAAUUCUCCCAGAACCCGGAGCUGCGUCUACAGCCCCACCGGCCCAUGCACCUGUACGCUGGGGAGCUCAGCAGCAGUGCCCACCAUGGAGGGGCCUCUGAGAAGGAAGACUCUGCUCAAGGAAGGACGGAAGCCCGCGAUGUCGUCGUGGACCAGAUACUGGGUCACACUCUCAGGAGCCACCCUCCUGUACUACAGAGCCAAGUCCUUGCGGGGCACAGACAGAAAACACUAUAAAUCCACACCUGGCAAGAAGGUCUCCGUCGUGGGCUGGAUGGUGCAGCUGCCUGACGACCCCGAGCACCCGGAUAUCUUCCAGCUGAAUAACCCUGACAAAGGCAAUGUUUACAAGUUCCAGACUGGUUCCCGGUUCCAUGCAAUACUGUGGCACAAGCAUUUGGAUGAUGCAUGUAAAAGCAACAGGCCUCAGGUACCUGCAAACCUUAUGUCAUUUGAAUAAGUCUCUGCAGGACGUGGCAUGACUUCAGAGGCUUCUGGGAGCCCGGCCUGGAACUAGUGGAGACGCGCAGGUCCUGGGCACAGGCCGUUGGCCAGGGUGCUGGGAGACUCACAGCCGGACCCAGGGGGCCGUGGCCUGUGGCCUCACAGUCCAGAGGGCCCGCCGGUGCAGGCCGUACCACCAAUCCCCAGCGACUGUCAUGACUCAUUCUACAGCAACACCCGCCCUCCCUCUCUGGGCCCUCGUGCAUCCACCAGCUGCUGCUGUGACUAGAGAGCAUUCAGCCCACGUCGGGUCCCCAGUGCUCUCUCCUGCACGAAAGAGUGGACAGUGUUAAGCUGUGUGGGGGACCAGAGAGAAGGCACAGGCUGUGAACUGGCUUUUUACACCCCAAGUGCGUGGGGUUGCUUGCCUGCAGGGCAGCCUCAGAUUUUGUACAACCCCCAAAGCGUCCUCUGCGUGUACGUGCCGUAUACGUGUGCUUGCGAGCGGCGAGCGAGUGUGAACUCUUCGAGAAACAUGCAUUUUGGCACAAGACUCGUGACAUCACACACUUCAUUGGCUUUGAGGCCCUGCUUUCACCUGAAGUGACAGCCUUGUCACCCAGGAAGGUCAGAGUGAGAGCCCAGAUCCCUCCUGUUUUACUGUAAACAAACAAUGCCUUAAAUUGUGUCUUGUUUUCUGUUCCUAUGGGUGCUACUCAUCUGGACGGCUGCUCCCUGGGCCCGGGUCCCUUCCAGGCCUUGUUGCUGUCGGCUCUUCUGAGACAGGCUUCAGGACGGGGCUUGGGGGGGCGCUGGGCCCCUGGCCUGCUUGCUUCCUCCCAGCCCCUCUCCCGUGGCCUGAGGCCCUUCUCUUCUCACCGCCCUCCCCACAGGCCAGAAUGGGAAGUUGUGAUGCUUUCCCCAGCUUCUCAGAAGCAGCUUGGAGGCCCCCAUGCUCACGGCACACGGUUGCACCACCCUCUUCCCGCAGGCCAGGCUUCUGCUCCCAUCAUCUCCCCCCUUUGCCUCCACUGCCAGGCCAGCGCCCACUGGGGUUCCUGAUUACACCGGGGAGCUGAGUGACACUGAGGCCUUAAGCUCCCUCUUCUUGCCCCCGAACCCAGUCACCAGCAAGUUUUCCGUCAUCCAAAUCCAAGGGCACAAUUGUUGAUGACCACGGUGACAAGAAAGCAAUGCCCUGGGAGGGAACAGCCCACGUCCUGCAUUCAGUUACGAGCUCUUCACACGAACAACGUCCUUUUCUGUUACUGUCAUAUUUUAAGUGACUUUUAUUUUGCACAAAUACAUUUUUAUUCAAAAUAAGGAAUAAAAAUUCACUGCAUUUGUGGUAGCUUUAUCACCAUAGCUCCCUCCCUCCCCAAUCUCUCUCUCAUCUGGGUGCCCUAAUUCUAAGAAGGAAACCUUAAAAUGAGUUUUUGAAAGAAGCUGAAUUUCUGGGUCCGUGUUGCUAUCAUGGUUUCAUGGCUCACACCGAUCAGACAUCAAACUACCCCUAACAGUUUCCGGGCAAGAUGUUUCAAAACAACAUCUUAACCGGUGAACUGUGAUAGGUCAGAUAAAACGCGACUAAAGGACCCACCACUGUAUUUUGAUCAAAUGGUGACAACUUUUCUAAAACCUUGAAUGAAUUGGUGAGGAAAGUUGUCAUCAGGAUCUUAUUUUGUGGUUGAGCUUUACUGUGUGUGCUCAAUAACUACCCCUGCUCUGGAGCAAGUUCUAGAAUGCUCUCAUGCCAGGAGAAACUCCAGAUGGUAAAGUGGAUGCCCUCAAACACUGGCCAUUGGUACUUUGCAUACCCGCCUGCAGCCGGGGUCUGGAUGCGGGCAUCUGAUUCAUACCAACGACUCUUCAAAUUAGCCUCUGGAGGCUGAAUGAAAAUACCACACUCCAAACGCCUCUCACCAGACCUGUGCAGUGCGAAUGCUCUGACUUACAUUCCAUCUGAUUCUACCUGUUAGUUUUUAAGUCUUAAGUUUGGAGGAACGUGCAGCAGUGGAACAUCACCUACUUAUUUUGCUUGUGCUUCUCCACUCUUUGACUGUUCUGGUUUUUCUCACAUGAAAUAUUAUGGAUGUCUAUCCAAAAACCUCCGAAUUUCAGGCUCCACUUAAUCAGAUGAGGUUCUGCCCUCUAAAAAAUGUUUGUCUCUUUCACAAAUUAGGUUCUCUUCUGAGUCUAAUUUGAGACAGCACAUUUGCCGUUCUUUUCAAAGUGUUUAGUCUUUUCACUAAUUGAAAAGGAUCCCACACCACCUCCUAGAAACCUUCUUACCUUGGACUCUUGAAGAAUCUGUUCAGACCUCAUUGGCAAAACCCCCGUAGAACUGGUAAGCACCUCAAAGGGACCAGAGGAGUCCUGAGACAGGGGCUUGGGGCCGAGCAAGUGAAUGAAGUUCAGGUUGUCUACUCAGUGUUGGCUUGUCCCUCAAGCUGCAAGGCAGGGACGGAGGGGCCAGGCACAGACCCCAGAGGGGGAGUCCAUGGGAGGAUGCUCCCCCUGGAGGGAAGUGUUUCUGCUUUUUUCUCCUUGACGAUCCACAGUGCACAAACGUUUGUGACACCAUUGAAGGUACAUGUCUUGCAUGCAUAUGCUAUCUUUUUUUUCUUCAAGCAAACAGAUCACGGCACCCCAAAAGGAAAGUUAUAGAAUGCUGUCUACAAACUGGAGUAGGUAGCUGGUGCCCCAAGAACAGCUCCCUCACCUCUUCCUGGGAGUAAUUCUCACCACUUUGAGUUGAACGUGUUUUAUAAUUCAUGAUCAGCCGAGUGCAUUCUGACAAAGGAAAUACUUCCCGAAGGAUUUGUUUGAUGGAGGACAGUAGAAAUACUGUUCUGAGUAUGCCCAGUGAGGGAGUGUGGCCUUUCUCUUCCCUGAAGAAGCCCAUUCAUCACGCUGUCCUACUGUGGAAUUGAAAGAGGAGGAUACUUGAAGGGAUUCUGUUUGGGAAAGAACCCGCUCUCUCUUGCCAACUGAAUUUAUAAAGCAUUUUUUUCUUGCCAAGAUGGCCAGUAUUUCUUUCAUCAUCUUCCUCCCAACACCUGUAUUUUUUAGGAUGCCAUUUUACAGGUGGAAAAAGGUCCAUGAAAAUGGGAAGCCAUCGGCAAGCAGGGUCUGCUUUCAUUCCACAAGUGGAGUCUAGAGCUCCCACCCACGUUACUGAUGCUUAUAACCAGGAGAACGUUGCCAAAAACACAACCUAACUUAUUUUCAGUGACUCCAUCAAUGAUUUUAAUCAGUCCCACGUCCUACUGGCAUGUUAGGUGAUUAAAAUGUUUAAAAAAGAAAAAAAAAACACCACAAGUACAAGAGUCCCUUUGAAAGAACAGAUUCUCUGCGCAUAACCACCUAUGCAUUCAUCUGCCUCUCCAGUGAGUGCUUCCUGUGAGCCAGGCUCUACCCCGAUACAAAUGGCUGAGGACAAAACACCUGAGGGCUGCCCUGGACGAGCUGACCACUCAAUGAAGAAAUAGUUCUCACGCUGCAUCUCCUCUGGCAAGUCCCUGCCUCUCUCCCAGCAACAAGUACGACCCUGUGCAGCUGCCACCAGGAAGGUUUCCAAAGGCUGCACAGAUGAAAGAGCCUCAUGCCCUGCCAGUUCAGUGGCAGUGAGGACGAGAUGGUCCCAGAGGCUGGUUGGCCAAGAACCGGCAGGCGCAGAGCCCUGCUUGGGAACGCGUAGGACUCCAAGGUGGAAAGAGAGCAGGGUCCUAAUGUUGGCAGUAUUUACUUCCGAGGCCUUUUGGGCUUACUUUCAGUGUUCAAUGCAGCGUGAGUGAGAGCUGCAUUUUCUUGGGUGUGGAGAACGUGGAACUUCCCAUGGACCGCCUCGCAGCCCUGCCUUCUGCGUGCGAGUGUACUGUCCGUUCUAUAACCAUUGUCUCUUUACCCAUUUCUGAACAACUGUGACCCUUCAGUAAUGAAACAAUAGUAAUUAAUUUAUUAGUAUGGUAUAAUCUUUAAUAAAUUUCGUGCCAAAAUGCAUGGUUUUUCACUUAGCAUUCAAAACGUUGUGUAGAGAGUAGUUUUCAAUUUCUUAUGUAUUCAAAGUAAAUUGGAAAUCAGUUUCUACAUUUUAAUUCCUUUCUUGUUAAUCUGUUGCAUUCUCCUGGACUGUCUUUUUUUCCAGCAGACCCCCUGCAUGCAGUUGUGUAAGGACUUUCUCUAAUUCCUAUAAAGUGUCUCAUUUGCAAUAACCACUGGACAUCAGCCCUCCGGGGAUUCUUUAGAUUUUGGGUGAAGUAUUUUGUUACCUCAGUCUUGUAUCAAGUUGCUGUAUUUUUCAGCUUGUUACACUGAUAAUAAUUGUUUCACUAAUUAAAUACUUUAAUGUACAAACAUCUUUGUUUACUUUGA
Messenger RNA from Rhinolophus ferrumequinum (greater horseshoe bat), 6491 nucleotides. RefSeq names its product Ral GEF with PH domain and SH3 binding motif 1 (gene RALGPS1). Gene Ontology annotation, biological process: Ras protein signal transduction; positive regulation of GTPase activity. The record is from RefSeq and is a predicted model, not a curated record. The coding region runs from base 301 to 2133 and encodes 610 amino acids. Gene Ontology annotation, cellular component: plasma membrane. The transcript has 21 exons. NCBI's taxonomy places the organism in Eukaryota, Metazoa, Chordata, Mammalia, Chiroptera, Rhinolophidae. Gene Ontology annotation, molecular function: guanyl-nucleotide exchange factor activity.